UUUCCCUUCGUACAAAAGGAGAGCUAUUAGAACUCUUCUCAUAAACGAGAAACACAUGUCUACACAACCAUAAAUUGAUAGAACAGCUAAAACUUCAUCUAAAAACAACCGCGCGGACCUUCAAAAUUUAUAGUACAUCACAGUUUAAUUGAUUUUGCAGUGGCUUUUUGAUUCCUAAAAUCUGGAUCAAAGGCAUAUUAUUCAGAUGGAGCAUGCCAAUAACAACGGAAGCAACUUGGCAAACCAUGAAGUCCUAAACGAUUACUUAGAAAAAGUAGUGCGAGAUUUCAAUGAGUUCCGGAGAAGGUUAGGGGCAAAUAGGACUGGUGCUAUGACGCUUGAAGAGCUUAUCGACAUAUUUAUAACCGGUGGAGUGAACUCACCUGGAGAUUUUAACGAGUCUGGAAGCAUGGUGCCUCCACAUCAGGAUCAAUCUGCUGCUCAUGGCCUCAACUUCAACACGGAAGUUUACUUAACUGACAUUUUGCCUGAUGAAAUAACUGUGGACCUGAACCAAAAUGACACUGGAAGUCUCGACUAUCCAACUGUGAACACAAACCCCGGUGAGGGAGCAGGAGGCAGUGAUAGCAGAGUGACGCGCAUAAGAUACGGUGACCUCAAGUGUCACGGGGUGGCUGAUCAGAUUAUUGGCAGUUCUAGCGCUGAAACUGUGUUUCACUCGGUCAUGAAGUCUUUCAGAACUCCACGUGCAGGAAGGAAGAACUUGUGGAAGCAGGAACACGUUAAGAAAAAUGGCAAUGGGACUACUAGCAGGAAAUACAUCAAGAAGAAAUAUAAAGAGAUAACAUGCUCACCAGAUGGAAACAACAACGACAACAACAACAUUAAAGAACAAUGAGGUGGUGCUAAAGGCUAAAGCACAUGCAUAGAGACAGGUUCUGUAAGGUUACGAGAAGAUCAAUCUACCUCCACAACCACUGGGAAGGACCAUCUCAGAUCCUGAACAAGUCUCAUUCAUGGACAAUAAUAAAAAGUGUCAGUGAGGAGAACUGCACUUGUAUAUUAUGACUUGAGAGUCAUUAUUGUACAAAUUAUCUAGGAUGCAAUACAUUGGAAUGAAAAGAACAUAACAAACAGUAGCCAACUUUGAGUUACACAUGAUAAAUAAGUGCUUAGAUCUUACGAGUAUUUAAAAGAGUUCAAGUUUAAUGAUACAGAAGAGGUGUCCCUCUUCCUUUAUCUUGAGAAAACCUGCACUUGCAAUUUAAGGACUUCAGCAAUAAAUAAUCAAAAACUGACAGCCCGGAAGGGUUUUUACAUGCAUUAUAUGCUCCACUAAUAGCCAAAUUAUCGCCUCAACUUAAAACUACCCUUUAAACAGCAUUUAGCUUAGCAGUCAGACCAAAAGAAAUGCCAUUACAAACAUGUAGGCCAAUUGGCUAUUUGGCUUUACUUAACUAACACCUAUUAAACAGCCCAUGAUGAGAGCAACCUUUUCCUA
Messenger RNA from Salvia hispanica, 1462 nucleotides. RefSeq lists its product as uncharacterized. The record is from RefSeq and is a predicted model, not a curated record. NCBI's taxonomy places the organism in Eukaryota, Viridiplantae, Streptophyta, Magnoliopsida, Lamiales, Lamiaceae.